Seminavis robusta is the source of this 321-nucleotide messenger RNA. The record is from the annotation of a GenBank genome assembly. NCBI's taxonomy places the organism in Eukaryota, Bacillariophyta, Bacillariophyceae, Naviculales, Naviculaceae.
AUGAAGUUCCUCCGCUCCUCGACUUCUGACUCCUCUGUCAGCUCCACGGCCUCUUGCAAGUCCAGCUCUUCUGGCGGAAGCAGCAAGAGUAACAAGCCUCUCCGAUCCCGCGGCGAAUUCAUUGCCGACUCCAUGAAGCACAUGAGCAGCCAUGAUGUGAUUGAAAUGCUCGAACUGUAUGGCAGCACCGACGCAAAUCUGGGGUUGGAUUGCCUCCAGAGCCUCAAGGUCUCACCACCAGUCACCUCCAAGAAGAACCGAAGCAAGAGCAAGCGAUCAUCCAGCAGCCGUGGAUCAACCUCCUCCUCCUCUGGCUUGUGA